Messenger RNA from Hippopotamus amphibius kiboko, 1650 nucleotides. RefSeq names its product mitochondrial ribosomal protein L14 (gene MRPL14). The transcript is spliced from 5 exons. Gene Ontology annotation, molecular function: structural constituent of ribosome. Gene Ontology annotation, cellular component: mitochondrion; ribosome. NCBI's taxonomy places the organism in Eukaryota, Metazoa, Chordata, Mammalia, Artiodactyla, Hippopotamidae. Gene Ontology annotation, biological process: translation. Bases 1025 to 1531 code for a protein of 168 amino acids. The record is from RefSeq and is a predicted model, not a curated record.
CAGCAUGACAGGGUGGAGGGUGUUCCCUUUCUUGAUUCCUUGAAGCUGCCAGGCCUCUGCUUUUUUCCUGCUUUAAUUAAGGAUAUUUAUAUCCUUACACUAGGCAGAGUUAGUCCCUUUUGUGGCUGGGCCUUGGACUUGAUUUCUCUUUUCACUCUGUCACUUACCAACAGAAUCUCCUGUAAACACUUUCGCGAUUGGACUGAACUUUUUAUUUGUUUUGUCUCUUUUCUUUAGAACCUGUUUCUCUUGAAAGGCCUUUAAAAUUUAUGUAACAUGCCAGGCAUGGAAAGAUGAAAAUUGUUCAGGUAGAAGCAAUGUAUAAAUAUAUGUGGAUCUGUGAUACUAAGUACGACAUUUUGCUGAUUCCCGAAGUUCAAGUAGUGAUACUUUCUAGCUUUCCGUCAGGCUCUUUCUGUCUGCUUUUCUAGUUCAGUCUCUGUGUAUUAAAAUUAGCUAAAAAUGAGCCCUCAAUGUCUAGGAAGCUCCCCCAAGAGCCUGGGUGAAGGGCACAAGAAAAACUACCAACCCACCAACAUGGAGCGUCUCUGCAACUGGAGCAUGAAUUGCAAUUGCAGAUAAAUUUUAUUCAUUGAACAGAUACUCGCUGAGUUCCCUUUGUGUGCCAGGCACUGCUCUCCGUCGUGAGCAUGCAGCACUGGAUGGGGCAGGCACGAUCCUGUUCUCACAGAGAGGGGUGCUUCCAUUGGGACCUGUAAGCCCCCCACCCCCAGAGGUUGUGAUUCAUGCUCUAAACCUGGAGGGCAGUCCUCAUGCUGACCAGGAAGUGGCAUGAAAAUCCAUCUCUGGCACUGGAGUCUUCCGAAUACCUGGCCUCCUCUGAGUGAGAGUGUAGAGGAGGAAAUAUCAUUGGAGUUAGCAAGUGCAAACACAAGACUCAGAAUAACAUUGCUUGUGAAACGGAGCAUUAUAUAUAGACUGAUCUGAAGUGGAUCAGGGCCUGUGUCUACAGGAUGGAUUUAUCCUAGGAAAUAACAUCAAGGAUUUGCCAUCUUGGGAUCCUAUGGCUUUCUUUACUGGCCUCUGGGGCCCCUUUGUCCACGUGAGCAGAGCACUCAGUCAUCGCUGUUUCAGGCCUGAGGCAGGGGCUGCUGAUGGAGGAGGAGGAGGAGAAGAGGAGGAUGGAGGCUGCCUUCCCAGAAGCACCACGGGGAGCCUCGGUGCAAUUCAGAAGAUGACGCGGGUGCGCGUGGUGGACAACAGUGCCCUGGGAAACACCCCGUACCACCGCCCUCCUCGCUGUAUCCAUGUCUAUAACAAGAGCGGGGUGGGCAAGGUGGGCGACCGCAUCCUGCUGGCCAUCAAGGGGCAGAAGAAAAAGGCGCUCAUUGUGGGACAUCGCAUGCCCGGUCCCCGGAUGACCCCCAGGUUCGACUCCAACAACGUGGUCCUCAUCGAGGACAACGGGAACCCUGUGGGGACCCGGAUCAAGACACCCAUCCCCAGCAGCCUACGCCAGAGGGAAGGCGAGUUUUCCAAGGUGCUGGCCAUUGCACAGAGCUUCGUGUGAGCAGAGCCCAGGCGCCGGCUGCCUGGGGGCUCAUGAGUGGAGCCGUCCUGAGAGCUGUGCCUCUGCUGAGAGGGAGCCCAGGAAACAGUGUCCUGUGAGAAAAUAAAUGUUUUCCUGUA